AUGUCGAAUAUUAAUGAUUGGAUCAUGCAAGAAAAAAAUUUUGAUCAUAAUUACGAAAUUGAAGAAGAUUCCGAUAAUAUCAGCACUAUUGCUUCUACAUCUCAAGUAUCUAAAGAAAGUAUAGACGAUAACAAAAAAUCUCUUAUAUGGGAUUUUAUGCAUGAAGAAAUAGAUACAAAUGGAAAUACUAUCGUA
Messenger RNA from Acaulospora morrowiae, 195 nucleotides. NCBI's taxonomy places the organism in Eukaryota, Fungi, Glomeromycota, Glomeromycetes, Diversisporales, Acaulosporaceae. The record is from the annotation of a GenBank genome assembly.